Ooceraea biroi (clonal raider ant) is the source of this 2852-nucleotide messenger RNA. RefSeq names its product odorant receptor 9a. The record is from RefSeq and is a predicted model, not a curated record. Gene Ontology annotation, biological process: detection of chemical stimulus involved in sensory perception of smell; sensory perception of smell. Gene Ontology annotation, cellular component: plasma membrane. Lineage: Eukaryota; Metazoa; Arthropoda; Insecta; Hymenoptera; Formicidae. Gene Ontology annotation, molecular function: olfactory receptor activity; odorant binding.
UACACACACACACACACACACACAUAAUAUGUAACACUUUGAAAUUAAACAUUAUCCUCUAUACCCCAAGCAUAAGUAGUAAUAAAAAUUUAAUUAAUUUUAACUUGCUUUUUGAACAAGAAGUUCUUUCUAUUUGGAUAUUGAGAUAUUUUAAAUUAGAUAUCUCAAUAAAAAAAACUAUAUAUCAGAAACUAUGAUAUACUAUUAUAUCUUGGAAUAAUUAAUGUAUUUUAAAUACAGUAUCCAUAAAUUUUUAUAUUUGUUAUUCUAUAUUCAAAUAAUAUACAUAUACUCGUAUAUAAAAAAAAACGGCAAAGUAAAACUAUUCUCAAUAUAAUAUCAAAUCAUUUAUUUGCAUCUUACCCGUUAAUCAUGUACAAGUUCAACGAGAAACUAUAAUAUCACUCUUUGAAGUUAAUUAUAAUAUAGUACUAUAAGUACCAGAAGAGAGAAAGAUAUAAAAAUAAUACAAAUAAUAAUAUUUUGAAUAAAUAUUUUAUUAACAUUGAACUACUAGUAGCACACAUGUUAACAAACAAACCUUUAUUUUUAAAUUUGGAGAAAUAAACACACUAUUCUGGUGUGUCCUAUUUUAAGGAUCAAUCUUACGUAUCUUACAAAACGAACACUAAAGUAGAAUCUUAAAAAUGCUGAUAUUAUAAUAUAAAAUGUUGGUUACGCCUUUCAAAUUUUUGCAUGAAUAUUUUUUCAUUAACCAUUUCUUGUAGCAAAAAAGUAGUAUUAUAUAAAUUUCUUUAUAAAAUCAAUAGUUUCAUUGUGAAUUUGUUUAUAUAGAAAUGUAUGAUAUAAAUAUUCUGAAUGUACGAUAGCAUACAAUAUAUUGUGCGUCGCAUCAGUGCAUCAUAUUACCCUAAAUUAGAAAACUGCGCUGAAAUGUACAUCAGACGCAAAAAGUUAUGAUUGAUUUAAUCAAUCAAGAAAAUCAACACAAUUUAUCUAUGCAUUUAUUAUUAUUUUUUUUAUUUAACAGAUAUUAAUUCUAUGACUAGUAAAAUGAAAAUUAGUGUGAGCACGUGUACGUCAUAUUAUUUCUGCAUGUCGUAUGCACACGCGAUUGCUUGCAGGGGCGUGUGUAUGCAUAAAACUAUAUCACCUGUAACAUUUCUUGCUCUUUCUUUCUCUUAAAGAUAAAAAGUGCAUAUACACAUAUACUCUGCGGAGCAUAUAAAAUUGCUAUGUUAACAACAACGACUAUAUCCUGUCUUUUGCGCAAAUAAUUCCUUAUAAAUUUUUUUUAUGGAAAGAAGUCGAUCCGUAAAUUUCUUUAUGAAAAAUUUUAUUAUAUGGUUUAUUUUAAGAGGGCAUAAUAUAAGUGUUUGUAUCCCAUGAUAGUAUUUUCUGCUCUUUUACACUAUAGCGCUAAUAUUACACCGCAUUAAACAAAAUUAGAAAAUUGCACGGCAAUUUAAGUUAGAAGAGAGAAGUUGUGGAAUAUAUUUGAUCGAUCAAUAGAAACCUGAAGGGAUAAGUAAAUGUUAGUUUUUCUAUAGCCAUGUGUGUUUCGAACUUCGCGAAGACAUGACCCGUCUCGAAAAUCAUUUCAGUCUCAACAGAAUUCUUUUACUUGCUAUAGGCCUCUGGCCAUAUGAGCAAUCGAUAUUUUCUCGGCUUCAAUUUAUUCUUUUUUCUGUUAUUCUUAUGAGUGCUAUUGUAUUCCAGCUUACAGUAUUUUUGACUGCAAGAUGUACUCCAGAUCUGAUUCUUAAGGUUUCCCCUACUGUGCUUCUAUUUUGUAUUUUUUUAAUACAAUACAUCUCGUUAGAUUUUAAUAUUGAAUCAGUGAAAGAAUUGUUGAACUGUCUUCAAGACAUACGAGACGAGUUAAAGGAUAAAAAUGAAAUCGCUAUCACAGACGAGUAUGGCCGUAACGCGAAACGUUGCACGGCUGUUCUAAUAAUGAUUUCCAUGGUUGGCACAUGCUUAUUUGUAGUUAUUCAUUUCUGGUCGGAUGUUCUUGAUGUUAUUUUCCAGAUAAACAUAUCCCGAUCGCAUAAUUUGCCCAUCAUAACAGAAUAUUUUAUUAAUCAAGAAAAGUAUUACUAUUUAAUUCUGAUGCACCUGGCCAUAGCAGUUUAUAUAGGAAUAAUUGUAACGUUAGCAGUAGGAACAAUGCUCAUUGCAUUUUAUCACAAUACCUGCGGUGUCUUUAGAAUUGCUAGCUAUCGCAUCAAACAUUCGAUAAAUUCCAAUAUGAUACAAAACAGCAUAAAAAAUGAAGCUUUGAUGUCCGAAAGGAUAAUCUGUGCCGUGGGUAUUCAUCGUCAGGCUAUGAAAUUAACGAGAAGUAUGGUAUCUAAAUUACAAGUAAUGUACUGUUGUUUGAUUCCAUUUGGAGUGGCUACUUUAAGCCUCAACUUAUUUCGACUUUGUCUGAUUACCUCUUUAAAAAUUGAUCUUAUGGAGAUGAUGCCGCCUAUUGUCUCCAUUUUUGUCAUUAUCGUUUUUAUGUUCAUUGGAAAUUACCUUGGUCAAGAUCUUACGGAUCAUUGUAAAGAUGUAUUUCUUAAUGCAUACAACAUUCAAUGGUACAUGGCUCCCUUACCAGUACAAAGCUUGAUAUUAUUCCUAUUGCAAAGAGGCGCAACGGAUUUUAAAAAUGCAUUUAAAAUGUCAGAUUAAAUAUCGACAUACUAAAAAGUGAUAUUCAUUGCAGCUUGUGAAAAUUUCGAUGUCGUAUUUUACUGUUAUAUAUUCGACACGGUGAUGAAGAAAAAGGCAGAUAACAAAAUUUGUAACAAUAUUAUCUAUAUACAUAUACGUAUAUUAUAUAAAUGUAUAAUAAAAGCAUAAAAUAACAAUCUAGUGAAAAUAUAAGUGAUAAUGGAGCAUAA